Molecule: messenger RNA, 1095 nt
Organism: Juglans regia (Persian walnut)
Lineage: Eukaryota; Viridiplantae; Streptophyta; Magnoliopsida; Fagales; Juglandaceae
Product: flavin mononucleotide hydrolase 1, chloroplatic
Exons: 7
Coding region: 102-866 (254 amino acids)
Source: RefSeq, a predicted model, not a curated record
AGUAGAUUGUUUAGUCCACCCACAUACGAGUUUUCCUCAUUCAAUUGGAGUUUUGACGUUGUUUAUAUGUGGCUUGCCAAGCCCAUUUUGCAUUUCUGAUAAUGGCUCUCACGUUUAGAGUACCAAACGUCUCCGCCUUCCUUCUAAAAUCCUCUCAAUCCCCAGCAUACCCAUAUCCUAAACGAGCGAAAAUGUCCCUAAAUGUCCGCUCCAAUGCCUCUCUCUCUGCCUCAGCUGGAAGUACUAAUAGAAGGCUUCCUAUACUGCUCUUUGACAUCAUGGACACCCUUGUUCGCGAUCCUUUUUACCACGACGUUCCUGCCUUCUUCGGAAUGUCAUUGAAGGAACUUAUAGAAUGCAAGCACCCGACUGCAUGGAUUGAGUUUGAGAAGGGGAUGAUUGAUGAGGUGGAGCUUUCCAGAAUAUUUUUUAAAGAUGGCAGAUCUUUCGAUUUAGAAGGUCUGAAAAAUUGUAUGAGAAGGGGAUAUUCCUACAUUGAAGGUGUUGAAGAAUUGCUUCACACUUUAAAACAAAGCAAAUAUGAAAUUCACGCUUUCACAAACUACCCAAUCUGGUACAAAAUGAUUGAGGACAAGUUAAAAGUUUCAAGAUAUUUGUCAUGGACAUUUUGUUCAUGUAUAAAUGGAAAGAGGAAGCCUGAUCCUGAUUUCUAUUUGGAUGUUUUGAGCCAGCUUGAAGUUAAUUCGGAAAACUGUAUCUUCAUCGAUGAUAGGUUGAAAAAUGUAGAAGCCGCUGCGGAAGUCGGCAUUGUUGGUCUACAUUUCAAGAACACAAAUUUACUGCUUCAAGAUCUCUCUUCGAUGGGAAUUGACAUCUCAGUAGAAGAAAAUCACCGUCAGGACUAGCCCAAGCUUGUAAAGGAACACACCUGAUUUCUCAGUACUCAUGAUUCUAAUAACUUGAUUCGUUACAUUAGUUUUGGUUUUUUAUAGACUAUAUAGGGUACAGGUAAUCUAUGAAGAGAUGAGAAUAACGAGUAAUUAUACUUGUGAAAUGAUAGGAUGCAAAUCCUUCAAUACAUUCCUACCAUCAUUUACACGUCAUGCAAAGAAAUGUUAUGCCUUUUCAAAAAAU